Molecule: messenger RNA, 2123 nt
Organism: Prunus dulcis (almond)
Lineage: Eukaryota; Viridiplantae; Streptophyta; Magnoliopsida; Rosales; Rosaceae
Product: GDSL esterase/lipase At3g27950
Exons: 5
Coding region: 85-1218 (377 amino acids)
Molecular function (GO): hydrolase activity, acting on ester bonds
Source: RefSeq, a predicted model, not a curated record
AAUUUCAAUAUUUCUGUACAUACAUACUUUUGUGCCAAUUGAAUUUAACCCCAAAUUAUGUUCUGAUAAUUUGCUAAGCCUACCAUGGAUCUUGCCAGGCUACUUUGUGCACUUGGGCUUUUAGUUUUGGUUCUGCCUGAGCAACUGAAGGCAGUGAAUGCUGGGGCUGUUGGCAGUUCUAGGAGUUGUGGGUUUCCAGCAAUAUAUAACUUUGGAGACUCAAACUCUGAUACAGGGGCAAUCUCAGCAGCCAUAUCUGAGGUUCCUCCUCCAAAUGGUGAAAGCUUCUUUGGACAUCCUUCUGGCCGCUUUUCUGAUGGUCGUCUUAUUAUAGAUUUUAUAGCUGAGAAAUUGCAGUUACCAUACCUCAGUCCAUACCUGGACUCACUUGGGACCAAUUUCAGGCAUGGUGCAAAUUUUGCAACUGGUGGUUCAUCUAUUAGGCCGGGCGGCUACAGCCCAUUUCAUCUUGGCAUUCAACUUUCCCAGUUCAUAAGAUUCAAGUCUCACAGCAUUGCUCUCUAUAAACAACUUAGUUCAAACAGAAGACUUCCUAGGCCUGAGGACUUCUCGAAAGCUCUGUACACAUUUGAUAUUGGUCAGAAUGAUCUUGCCUACGGUCUUCAACACGGGACGGUAGAAGAAGUUAGAGCCUCCAUUCCUGCAAUCCUGAGCCAAUUGUCCCAAGCAAUCUCUCAACUAUACAAGGAAGGAGCAAGGUUUUUUUGGGUGCAUGACACAGGCCCACAUGGGUGCUUGCCCUAUAGUGUCAUCUAUGAUGAAUCAAAGCCUGUCAAUCUGGACCAGAGUGGCUGUGUGAAGCCUCUGAAUGAGGUGGCUCAGGAGUUCAAUCGGCAACUUAAGGACAGCGUAUCACGGUUAAGAUCAGAGCUCCCUCUUGCAGUAUUUACAUACGUCGAUGUGUAUUCAGCUAAAUAUGCACUGAUUAGCAAUGCAAAAAGUCAAGGUUUUGUUGAUCCAUUUGACUUCUGCUGUGGCAGUUACUAUGGCUAUCAUGUUGACUGUGGAAAGAAAGCCAUAGUGAAUGGAACCGUCUAUGGUAAUCCUUGUAAAAAUCCAUCAAGACAUAUUAGUUGGGAUGGCAUACACUACUCUCAGGCAGCAAACCUGUUGAUUGCUGAGCGCAUUCUCAAUGGCUCAUUCUCCAACCCCCCUGUUUCAGUCACUGAGGUUUGUCGUCUCUCCAAGAAUGUAUGAACACCAUGCCAGAGUCAAUAACCACGGUUUGUUUGAUUAAAAUCGUUAGCUGUGAUAAUUGUUUACAUUUUUGGCAUUAGUGAAGGUUUGUUUUAGCCUUUUAAGUGAUUUGUCCACAAGGAAACUUUAGAUCAGAAGUACUUUUGAAAAAAGGGAAAGAGCAGUGAGCCACCCAUAAAUACCCUCCAUUAAUUUCAGAUGUUCAUUCACCUCAAAGACAAUUGCUGCCCAACUACUCGAUAAGCUAUGACUUUUGAGGCUUCGAAGACAAAUAAGCCAUUUUAGUUACUCUGAAAGCACACACAUAUAUGUAGUAAGAAGCAAUUGAAGUUGUCAAACAGGCAUUUCGGUGCACCAACAAAAGAAAAUGAUGCUCCACCAAUUCUUUAUUGAGUAUUGACAUUGAGACAUACAAAGAAGAAUCUGACAAAGGAAUUUUAUCACGUCUAGAAACAAUUGAAGCAAUAACAAGCAAACCUUUUUCUUUUGACACUUACAAAUAUUGGAAUUAUUAAACUCAUACCAGAAUCUCUUUCCUGCUGUCAUUCACUUAUUCUUUAAAAAUUUCCAAGACCACCUAACAAUCGCAAACCAACUAAACCUCUACUAGGACAUCCUUUACAUAUACGAGCCUAUAUACUUGAUUGCAUCAUAAUACCUCAAUGAUGUCAUUUUCUAUGAUUCUGGAGUUGGCAGUGUCAAGAAGAGUCUCUAAUGAUCUGGGUUUCCUGCUCCGAACCCUGCCUGCUUCUUUCAACAACUCAGCCAACCUCCGCUUCUCAUCGGCCACAUCAGGAUUUGCCGUUCCAAGUUUCUCUUCUCUCAUGCCAACAACAUAUUCCAGAAUUUCAAUGGCAUCAUCCAAUCUGUGUUGGUUACAAAAGAGACAUUAAAGAGUUAAAGCA